AACAAAAUGCGAGGGCAACCCGUGAGCAUGGCGAAUAUCAAGGCUGCUUCUUAUGUUUGCAAAGCUCAUGGCAUACCCUUUAUUCUAGACGGAUGUAGAUUUGCAGAGAAUUCUUGGUUCGUAAAGGAGAGAGAGGAUGGCUAUGGCGAUAUGAGUCCAAGGGAAAUUGCAAAAGAAAUGUUCUCAUACGCUGAUGGUUGUAUGAUUUCAGCAAAGAAAGACGCCAACUCCACCAUGGGUGGUGUAUUGGCCAUGAAUUCAGAAGAUCUUUAUGAUCAAUGUGUCCCGUAUGUCAUUGCUACAGAAGGCCAUAUAACAUACGGCGGACUAUCUGGUCGGGAUUUGGAAGCAGUAGCCGUUGGAUUGUAUGAGGUCCUGGAUGAGAGCUACCUACGUUAUCGUCGAGCUAAUCUGAAGUUCUUUGAAGAAGAACUAAUUAGGCAAGGUGUUCCGGGUGUCUUUCCAGCGGGAGGACACGCCAUCUACCUGAAUGCUAAUAAACUAUGUCCAAAGAUACCAUCUGAUGAGUUUCCAGGAUUAACCUUCGCUGGAUUGUUGUAUAUUGAGAGUGGGGUGAGGUGUUUGGACAUUGGAUCAUUUAGCCCCGAUGCUUCGGAUCUGAUCCGCUUAGCCGUUCCUAGACGAGUUUAUACGACCGAGCACCUAAAAUACGUGGCGAGAAUGAUAGCACGAGUUGCAGAAAAGAAUAAGGAUCGAGAAACUGGGUUGACAAUGACCCGGUCGCGGGCCAAAUCGGCACAGUACAAACACGUGGCAGGUUCUUUUAAGAUGAAGGAAGAUAUGUAGUUGAAUAAUUCCAAUAAUGUUGAGACAAUGAUGUAAAGGGUUAAAUGAAAGUUUGAUUUAUUUAUUCUUGUUCCAUAUUUGAAUAGAAGGAAAAAACUGUUUUAGUAUUGGAAAAAAUAAACUGACAUCAUGUCCGAUACCUCCAUUUUGUUUUGGCAAGAUACAAUUGAAUUUGAAAAAGUUAGACAAUUUGAUUUUCUAUGUUAAAAUGGUGAAUCUUUUACUCAAUAGAUAUCCUGAAAUCUGAAGGCAAGAUCAU
Molecule: messenger RNA, 1066 nt
Organism: Owenia fusiformis
Lineage: Eukaryota; Metazoa; Annelida; Polychaeta; Sabellida; Oweniidae
Source: the annotation of a GenBank genome assembly